CCGGACAAGUUUGCCUUGAGCCUCACUGCGGAAAUGUGGCAUCUCCUAAUCUUGACGAUACUGGCAGUCGUUCUGACUGUUUAUUUCGUAUGCGACAACAGACACAAAUCUACCGUGGAUUGGCGUUCGAUUGUGAGUCCCAACGGGGACAAGCUUCCAGACUUCAGUUUUUCUGGCUACCACAACUCAGAGGUAUCACUUCCAACUGUCACCACUGCCGAUAUCACACUCUCUUUUCCCAACAAGACUUAUGAUGAUAUAAGUCCUUUGAUUCAGAAGGCCAUUGACUCCGUUGCCCUUAGUGGCGGAGGCGUUGUUGAGCUCCCACCGGGUAGCUUCCACAUCAGCGCUGGCAUUCAGCUUCGCAGCAACGUCACUGUUCGGGGACCCAAGGGUGGUGAAACCCUCUUGGUACUGAGGGAACAACCAUCCAGCCCAGUCUUCACUCUUGGGAGUAUUGGCAACACUUCCAAGGCAGAGUUUGGGGCCAAAUCAAGAAUCAUCGACGACUAUGUUCCUAUCGGCUCGUCCAUAGUGAACAUCCGGAACAACACCGAACUCUCAGUCAACCAAACCGUUUACAUAUCCAGGGCCACAGAGGAAUCUUGGAUCAGAUAUAACGGGAUGGGUGACUUGGUACGAGAUGGUGAUCCACAGACAUGGAUAACGUUGAACAAGAAGAUCAUGUCACCAAAUGUGAUCAAAUCCAUAAAUGGCACGGAGGUCACGCUUCAGAUACCAUUGACAGACGCUCUUGAUUCAAGAUACAUGAAGCCCGAGGUUUGGGCGUACAAGCCUCCAGAGCAAUACUCGGAGAUGGGACUUCACAAUCUUCGAAUCCAAGUUCCCAAUUCUUGUUCUGGAGCUCCACUCAGUAACGAGACUUGCAACUUCGCAGCAGUCAAAUUCCCGUCAUGGACAGUUGACAGCUGGGCAAGCGGGCUGAGGCUGGAAGGAUUCAACCGAUUUUUUGAAGUUGAGACGGACGCUUCUCGGAUCACCAUUCAAGACAUCGAGAUGAAUCGGGAUCACGACAUUGAAGGAAGAGCGCUUCCCAUCGACAUCUUGAUUCAAGGUUCCCAGGUUCUUGUACAAGACUGCAAGCAGAUCGGUCUCCCAACAGCCAGGUGCUUCUCUGUGGCAACAGACUCGCUAGCCGCAGGACCUAACACCGUCAUUCGUCACUCCACCAUGUCUGACAUACAGACCAUUUACCCUCAUGAAAGGUGGGCGCAUGGGUUGCUUGUUGAGGGGACAUCAGUGCCGACUCUCUUUGUCAAUCGAGCUUCAAAUGGCACAGGCCAUGGAUGGACGAUAAAUGCUGGUGUUGGGUGGAAUCUGAGGGGUGAAGCCAUUGUCCAGUCACCACCGCUUGGCAUUAACUGGUGUAUCGGUUGUGGAGGAACGAAUGGGACGUCGGGGAACGGUACCUUUAUCCGCCCUGACAAGCAGGUUAAACCGACAAGCCUUUUUGCAGCGCAACUUGAGGCCCGUGGACUACACUAG
Molecule: messenger RNA, 1506 nt
Organism: Fusarium keratoplasticum
Lineage: Eukaryota; Fungi; Ascomycota; Sordariomycetes; Hypocreales; Nectriaceae
Exons: 2
Coding region: 34-1506 (490 amino acids)
Source: RefSeq, a predicted model, not a curated record